This is a messenger RNA of Oncorhynchus gorbuscha (pink salmon), 1572 nucleotides long. Its product is annotated as retinoschisin-like. Lineage: Eukaryota; Metazoa; Chordata; Actinopteri; Salmoniformes; Salmonidae. The record is from RefSeq and is a predicted model, not a curated record. The transcript is spliced from 6 exons. Bases 114 to 812 code for a protein of 232 amino acids.
AGAUAAAGGGUAUUACUGGCCAUUAGUGUCCUGUGGAUUAUCCUAAUCCAGCCCUCGUGCUGUCAGAGUGGCUACAGUAGAGUGCUUCAGUGUGGUCCUGUCACUGUGUAGGCAUGAAGAUGGAAUCCCAUGGACAGUGUGUUCUGUUGGCCCUCCUGCUUGUGUCUAACGUUCUAAUCCGUGUACACGCCCAGGAGGGGGAGGAGGUGACUGAGACAUGGACAGGACGAGCCUGUAAGUGUGACUGUGAGGGGGCAGAAUCACCAACCCAGUUCACUUCCCUCUCCCCCACCCCACCACGUGUCAUGGAGUGCAUGCCAGAGUGUCCAUACCACAAGCCCCUGGGUUUGGAGGCUGGAUCAGUCAGACCAGACCAGAUCAGCUGCUCCAACGAGGAUCAGUACACUGGCUGGUUCUCCUCCUGGCUCCCCAGCAAUGCCAGACUCAACAACCAGGGCUUUGGGUGUGCUUGGCUGUCUAAGUUCCAGGACAACAGCCAGUGGUUGCAGAUUGACCUGAAGGAGGUGAUGGUGGUGUCUGGUAUCCUGACCCAGGGGCGCUGUGACGCUGACGAAUGGAUCACCAAGUACAGCGUCCAGUACCGCACCGACCAGAAUCUCAACUGGAUCUACUACAAGGACCAGACGGGGAACAACAGGGUGUUCUACGGGAACUCGGACCGCUCCUCCUCGGUUCAGAACCUCCUGCGUCCUCCCAUGGUAACUCGCUACAUCCGUUUGCUCCCUCUGGGCUGGCACACACGUAUCGCCAUCCGCAUGGAGCUGCUGCUCUGCAUGAGCAAGUGUACCUGAUUCUGUCUGUCCUGACGACCAGGGUCACACUCAGCAGGGUACAACACCGUGGAACGUUCAGACAGAACAUGUAAUGAAUAGAACUGACAUGAUUCUACAUGACUAGAAGUCAUAUUGGUUCUACACAAUAUAUUUCUAUGUGACGGUCCUGUAAUGAUACACCAUCCUGAACAGGCCCAAGGAGAGCCCUGGUCGUUCCCCUGGUCGUUCCCCUGGUCGUUCCCUAUGCCAAGGUGGAAUCUACUGCUCUGGAAACCCUAGUUUCCUUUCCUUUCCCAAACGGUUAAGUAAUAUCUCUCUCCCAGGGAUGGGGUUUAUAUGUGUGAAAAGGUCCAUUCUGUUUUCAGAUUAGAUGUGUUACAACAACAGUUUUAUUUAUGAUAUUUUUUUUACACUGAACAUAAAGGGGUGGAUGGCCAGGUGUUUCCACUUGGGUGAGGAAGAGUGGAUAAAUACACGCCUGUGAACUGACAAACACAGAGAAAUUGGGGAUGAUUAUGUGAUGAGGAAAGCUCAGAGAAAGAGAAGACUACCAGUCCUGUGGUUAACUGGAUGUUGUGUACUGUACUGUGCUGUACUGUACUGUGUUGUGUACUGUGCUGUAAUGUACUGUGUUGUGUACUGUACUGUACUGUACUGUGCUGUGUUGUGUAUGUAGUUUGUGACAUCAGUGAUGUAGAGGUAUCGUUCAUUGCUUGUUUUAUUGUAUUCAUUUAAAGUUGACCAAAACCAGUUCCUGAAAUAAAGACAAACUCUUGUA